Molecule: messenger RNA, 1896 nt
Organism: Ogataea philodendri
Lineage: Eukaryota; Fungi; Ascomycota; Pichiomycetes; Pichiales; Pichiaceae
Exons: 4
Coding region: 1-1896 (631 amino acids)
Biological process (GO): translation; fungal-type cell wall (1->3)-beta-D-glucan biosynthetic process
Cellular component (GO): fungal-type cell wall; cytoplasm; ribosome
Molecular function (GO): structural constituent of ribosome; 1,3-beta-glucanosyltransferase activity
Source: RefSeq, a predicted model, not a curated record
AUGACCAGAACAUCUGUUUUAGCUGACGCCCUCAACGCUAUUAACAACGCCGAGAAAACCGGAAAGAGACAGGUUCUCAUCAGACCAUCUUCCAAAGUGAUCAUCAAGUUCCUCCAAGUGAUGCAAAAGCAUGGUUACAUUGGAGAAUUUGAAUACAUCGACGACCACAGAUCUGGAAAGAUUGUCAUUCAAUUGAAUGGUAGACUUAACAAGUGUGGUGUCAUCAACCCAAGAUAUAACGUCAAGAUUACCGAUGUCGAGAAAUGGACUGCUAGCUUGUUGCCAGCCAGACAAUUUGGUUUCGUUAUCUUGACUACCUCUGCUGGUAUUAUGGACCACGAGGAAGCCAAGAGAAAGCACGUUGCUGGUGUUGACUACCAACCUGGUGGUUCAUCUGCUGUAAACCAAAUGAGCGAUCCGCUAUCUGACGCUGGCAAGUGUGCCAGAGAUAUUGUUUUGUUCCAAAUGCUUGGAAUCAACACCAUUAGAGUUUACUCUAUUAAUCCUGAUCUUAACCACGAUAAGUGCAUGACUUUAUUGGCGGCUGCAGGAAUCUACCUUGUUCUGGAUGUCAACUCCCCAUUGCCUAACCAACAUUUGAAUAGAUACGAACCAUGGACAUCAUACAACACAGAUUAUCUUUCCCAUGUCUUCAAGACUGUUGAGGUGUUUUCCGGCUACAACAACACUUUGGCUUUCUUUGCUGGAAACGAAAUUGUCAAUGACAAGCUAUCUGCCAAAGUUUCUCCUGGAUACAUCAAGGCUGUUGUUAGAGAUUUGAAAGAUUACAUCAAUUACCAGGCGGUUCGUAAAAUUCCUGUUGGAUAUUCGGCAGCUGAUGAUCUUAGUUACAGAAUUUCUCUCGCCAAAUACUUGGAGUGUUACGAAAACAGUCCUUCUGAAAGCGUCGACUUCUAUGGUGUCAACACUUACCAAUGGUGUGGUGACCAAACGUUCCACUCUAGUGGUUACAAUAUCCUUGUCAACGAUUAUGAUGACUAUAGCAUUCCAAUAUUUUUCUCCGAAUAUGGUUGCAAUGAAGUUCUUCCAAGAAAAUUCAAGGAGAUCGGCAGUAUCUACUCCAACCAGAUGUCUUCUGUGUUCUCUGGUGGUUUAGUGUAUGAGUUCGCUCAAGAGCCAAACAAUUACGGGUUGGUCGACUACGAUGAGGAAGGAAAUGUUCAUUUACUUGCCGAUUUCCACGCCUUAAGAGAGCAGCUAGCUAAGGUCAAUGACCCUCCUGUUCCAAAGAAGGCUAUUUUGCAAAAUGAAAAGAACACGAACGUGGGAAUGUUUGGUAAAGGAAGCCGUAAUAGACAACAAAGAACCAAGGUUUGUGACACCCAAUACCAAAACCUUGAUGUCUCGAGUGGGGUUCCUAGAUCUUUAGGUACCACCUUGAUUACAAACGGUGUGAAAAAGGCAAGCAAAGGAACGUAUGUUCCUCUUUCUGAGAGUGACAUGACGUCCAAAUACAAGAUUUUCGAUGUUGACGGCAAGCUCAUGGGCGAGAACGCAAAAAUUAAAGUUGUUCCAGAACCUCGUUCUGAGAACAAGCCUGUGAUCUGGAAUAACCGUAAGUUUAGAACUAAGAGUCCAAAAAGUUUCUGUAUUGUCAAAGAGGCAAACUUUCAAGUUCCCGUCAGAAGUUAUUCUAAGACGGGUACAUGUGCUGCAGAAAUCGUCGGUCAUGGAGGUAAUAAAGCCUAUUUUACCUUUAAAGUUUGGUAUCUGGUAAACUUUGGCAGUGUCACCAUGUUUAUUAGGGAGCUGUUCGAUUUCCGGAUACUGGACCUUGAUAUUGGACAGAAUGUCCUCAUAAGUAACCAGUUUGUUGGUGGACCAUUUGUUGCCAUCGAACGGCAUAUACUCGAUGAAUCUGACCUCGAUCUUUGA